Messenger RNA from Clavispora lusitaniae ATCC 42720, 4782 nucleotides. Its product is annotated as DNA-binding protein. The record is from RefSeq and is a predicted model, not a curated record. NCBI's taxonomy places the organism in Eukaryota, Fungi, Ascomycota, Pichiomycetes, Serinales, Metschnikowiaceae.
AUGGCAUCUCUAGUACAAAAGGCCAUGCCGACCAGAAAACGCAAACUUACGGGCCCCAGGACGCGUCUGGCGCUAAAAAUGAGCUCGAGUCGAGAAACUUCCCCGGUAAUAGAUUUGACCCAGGAUGGGGAAAAGGACGACUGCGACACUGGGACCCACAAGAAAGAUCAUAGAAAGAGGAAAGGUGCUGGAGGAAAAGCCAAUGAGAAAGCGAAAGGGAAGAAAGGAAGCCCGAGAAAGGAUUUGGCGAAUGAAAGCGAUAAGGCAGGUCCAGCCAACGAAACUGCAAAUGAAAGCGAUAAGUCAAGUCCAGCCAUAGAAACUACCGAAGAACUGAAUGAGACGCGUGAACCAGUAACCCAAAAGACAAGUCGGGAGAGCGUGAAAGAGAACAGCAAAAGUCCUGAGAGGCAGCAGAGUCUAAGUGUAGAUCACACUCAGAAUAAUGGCAUAGACAUCCCACAAUAUUCGCAUACUACAGAGCAUCCCCACUCUACCGAGAAGACUGAUCUCAAUUGCUCGAAACCGAUCGAUGCGGUUCUUGCAAGCAUUCUGAAAGCCCAGAGUCCAAAGCAUGUCCACAGCCCGAACAAAAACAACAGUUUCGAGGCAAACAACGAUAAACACGACGGAAACCUCCUUGCUAACGGUGAAACUGAAAAAACAAAUGCCAAACCUCAUACCCAUAGCGAGAAAACUCACCAUAGCCAUCACAGGAGCCACAAACCAUACAGCCACGAGUUUUUGGAUCUGUCGCCCAUCAAGAGACCUCAUGGCCUGCCCAAACUUCUACUUCUGCCAACCAAGCCUUUCCCAAAAAGACGGCCAGGUCUGCCCAAAAAACUGCCCACGCUGCCGCGCAAACGCGUCGCCUUUUCAGACAACAUUGCCUCGGACGAUUUUCCCGACCCAUUUUCCGACAACUUCUCUGACGGCACGCCGCAGAAAUCCAUCUUGAAGCGGCCAGUGCAAGCACUUGUGCACUGUUUCUCGGCCGCGCGCAGUUCUCCGGGCGACCGCGCCUUUUGGCAUGCGGGAACGAUUGUUCUGCUCGCGCCGCGCCUGCCAGACUUGCCUGAACUAGUGGCCGGAUGCGCGCAAGUGCUUGCAGAUCCAGACUUUGACCGCAAAUUCGAAGUCUAUGCAACACUUAGUCACGUGUGCAAAUCCAACGACGCAAGCACAUUGACUGAUCUUUUGGUGCGUCCUGCCAGCCGCAUGGAUAUUCCAAACGACAACGACAAGUCAAUGGCGGCCCAUGUGGCCUAUGGUGGUUCAGAUUCAUUGGCCUCGCGCAUUGUUGACUUUGCGCGGCGCGACGUGCUUUCGGGCGAAGCGCGUCUUUUCCGCGCCCACAAAAACGACCCAUUCCAGGCGCGCAUUUUGGGCCAGGCGCUCAAAACUGUAGCGUUUUUUUUCGCCGUGCCCGCAGUCAAUAAUGCCCUUGCCUCGGAAAGCCUAUCUUGGUUCUACGGCCAUGCAUGCGACAUGCUAGCCCAUCAGGCCAUAUCCAAGUCGUUGGUUUUGCCCUAUUUGUGUCUACUCAAGGAGUGCCACUACUCUGCUCGAAAACGGCCCCAGAUCUUUAGUGAGGACCUUCCUGACCGAAUGUUAUCAGCUUUGCUAGCAGUCCGUAGCUUCCCCAGCUCUCUGCUUGUCAACGAAAAGUUCUCCUGCUUGAAAACGCUCGUGCUCAAUUUUUCCGAGCAAAUGGCUGCAAGGUUUGAUGACUGGUUUGCCCCACUCUUGGCUGAUUUGUGCAACCUGUCGGACCUGCUCCAUGUAAAAAUUGCAGGUUCUGGUAUAACAACCCUUUUGGAGGCAGCCCGCACAUACUUGGACACAGUCAAAGUCGGUCAUAGUGUGCGGGCUUUUCUUGGUCGGCCCUUUGUGCCUACAGGCUCAUUUGUGAGCGAAUCUGCCAAUGUUGUAUCAGAAAUGAAUUCUAUCGACUAUGUUUGUUCCAGUUUGAAGACUAUGAUCGACAGCGGUCAUUAUAAAUUUGCCAUGGACAUAUGGGUAGGUUUGUCUUUACUCAUAUCGCAUGCCGGCUUGGCUUGGGAGCAGUGGGAGUAUCUUCCUCAGUGGCUCCUGGUGCAUCGCCAUUGCUUUAAUGUGGCAUCAGUUCAGGCAAAAACCACAGCUUUGUCUUCAUGGAAAGUUGUCAUCUACAAAGUAUGCUGUGUGGACCUACAAAAUCCACCAUUUGCAUCUCUUUCUGCUCCGCUGUUGGCUUCUAGUCGCUCUCGACUUAUUGACGAAAUCAAGCCAAAACUGAAGCUUUUAAUUCAUCUUUUUGUUAACAUUAUUUCUGCCGAAUAUCGACCUGAGGUGACAGAUGCGCUCCACCAUUCUUUCUUGUCUAUACUAUACAAUCUUCUUGGCCCGCUUUCGGCACCUCUGCUCAAAAUGUUAUCGGCAUAUUGGGAAAGAAUCUUUGUACCAGUUUUUGCACACUUUUAUUUCAACAAAGAAUCUGCCAACCCUCAAAUGCAUCGCUUAGGUGCAAUGGUUUUACUGAAAUUGCUAAAACCUACAAAUCCGGUGAAUGAGAAGAAUUUUGCCUGGACCCGUUGCUUGUCAAACGAAGCCAUCUCUCUCUCGGAACUUAAUUCCUUUUCUCCUCGCUGGGUUUAUCUGCAAUUCGAAAAUAUUAUGCCCUUGUUGGCUACAAUCUGCAAACUGGAGCAUCUUGAAACAGAACAGAAAUUAACGGCUAUUAAUGGUUUUCUCUCUUCCAUAAAAUACAUCACCAAAAAGGAGAUACAACCCUCCAAUACAACGCUAGACUUGGUGGACAAUUUACCUUACAUACUUCAACCACUUUUUGAGUCCAGCGAACCAAGCUAUGACGAAAUUUUCAAGCUUAUUGUCACAUUGAAUGAUACGUUCGGUGCCCCUCACUUGGUUGCCGAAGCUAAAGAUGGAAAAGGUACAUACCAGGUUAUUUUGAGCUUUUGUGCUCUGCAUCUUACAUCCCAUCAAAUGAAUGCCAUCAUGAGCAUGCUUCAUGGCACAGUUGGUGAGCGGAAAAGUCUCCUUUUCCUCUCCAAUCUCACGCAACUAAGUAAAAGUCUCGAUUCUAGUGGAGAAAUUCUCACGUUUGUUGAAGACUGUCUCAACAACAAAAAAUAUUCUCGCUUUUCACACCAAGACAUGAUAUUGUUGAGCUCUAUAUUCGAAAGUUUGGACAAGAAUUUUGCUACAGUCGCUAAGAAGCUCAUUCAGCAGAUUGUGUUACUAAAAGCUGAAGAGUUUGAGAAGAUUGUCAACGAGCUUAGGAUCAAUCACUGGAACAUUCUGAUCUUCAAGUUUUUCAUCAUCUUGAUGCAUGAUGCUCCUUUCGAUUAUCUCAAACGUGUUUGCGUCAAGUUAAUAAGGCAAAGAUUACAACUUGAAAACGAGUUUGAGGAUCUUUUUGUUUUGCUUCUCGAGGACAGGUUUGACUUUGAAAUUCACACUCUAAAAGAUACUAUCUGUGAAAGACUCGCUUCAUUCAAUAAUGAAGAAAAACAGAGUAUUAUCAAUAUGUGGCACAAUUAUUUGAGCAGUUUUUCUGGGGAUAUGAAAAAACUUGAUGAUCUUUUGACUACUUCGCACAAUCUGGGAUUGGACAUCAAAAGUAUCGUGAAGAACAGAUGGGAGACUUUUCCUAACCUAAAGAAAGCCUGGCUCAAAACAAAUGAUGCCCUCUUUUCGAGCCACGAAUCUAAUACGAACGUCAUAUCUCCAGAGAAGCAAAUCGAACAGUUAACCACACGGCAAGUUGAAUUAGAAUCCAUUAUCGCUUCGGACAUGCUACACCAUGCCACCACCAAGACUCCUAAAUUGGUUUUGCCUUCACCAACAGUCGAAGAAGAAGAGCCUGUUAAUAUUUGUGACUCAGCAGAUACAUCAGAUCAGACACAUAACGCCACUUCGGUAGCUGCUGAGCUGGAAAUGCCCUUCACUGAACAAAAAAAGACCUCUUCUGAAGAGGCGGCUUCGUCUGUUGACCAGGAAAAACGUUUUGUUGGUCAGGAAAAAUCGUCUUCUGAUGAUGUACAACUCACAUAUGAGAGUAAUUCACUCGAGCAUGCAACAGAGUCUAAUAAUACAAAAGCAUCAACAGAUACUACUGCCUCUACACUGAAGUUAAAACGUCCCAUCGAAUCGGCUUCAACAAGCCGCAGAAGAAGUAAGAGGAUACAGACACGUCGCGCAGGAGAAAUUACGGAGCUCUCUUCGGACGCGUCGAUUGUCAUUGAAAUCUCGUCGGAUGCAAAACUGGAUUCAAGCUCCGGGGCCGCUGUAUCGAAUUCUUUAGAAAAACCAAGGACCAGAAGCAACAGCCCCAAGGAUACGAGCUUCUCCAAUGGUCAAAGUGCUGACAGCGGCACAAAACAGGUGAGUGAUUCUGAUGAAAGUUCCAGAUUGAAAGAGAAAGAUUGCUCGAAUGAUGUGGAGGGACAUAUUGAAAUUGCGUCAAGUGUCGAUUACACUGACAGGAAGAACGGGACGUUCGAGUCGUCGCAGGAACCCAGUUUUCUGGAGCAAUCCAUGAUAAUCAACACUAGCAACGAUGUUUUGAACACUAGCGCCGAAAGUAUUAAAAGGCUUUCUGUUGUUGAAGAAAUACCUUCCAUGGAGGCGGAGUCUGGAUUGAAGAGAUGUACACUUUAUGAUGUGAAGGAUUGGAUGAAUAAUGCGGACCUGGAGUUAGCCCAAAUGUCGCCCGCUGACAAGUAUGAGCUAGAAACGGAGAUGAUGCGAUUCAUUCUCCGUAUGAGACAGGCUUCGUAA